This is a messenger RNA of Helobdella robusta, 333 nucleotides long. RefSeq lists its product as hypothetical. The transcript has 3 exons. Gene Ontology annotation, biological process: innate immune response; regulation of DNA-templated transcription; response to cytokine. NCBI's taxonomy places the organism in Eukaryota, Metazoa, Annelida, Clitellata, Rhynchobdellida, Glossiphoniidae. Gene Ontology annotation, molecular function: DNA binding; DNA-binding transcription factor activity. Gene Ontology annotation, cellular component: cytoplasm. The record is from RefSeq and is a predicted model, not a curated record. The annotation marks the transcript as partial.
CCUUACAUUGAAAUAGUCACCCAGCCGAAGAAGACAUCACUUCGAUUUCGAUACUCAACCGAAUCGAGGAAAGCUGGAAAUAUUUAUGGUGACAGUUGCACUGAAUCGAAUCCCACCUUCCCUACUAUUAAGAUAAAUAACUAUAGAGGCCCUAUGAGGGCCAUGAUGCUGUGCGUGACUGAAGAUGGCUGCCUGCAUCCACACAAACUCGUCGGCAACAACUGCCGGCCUGACGGCAUCUGUGUCGUCGACGUCAAGGAGCCACUGUUUGAUGACCUCAUAAGCUUCACUAACGUCGGAGUACAGUGCUGCCGUAAAGAUGACGUCAAAAAG